AGUUUUGGCUCUCCAGGGCCUGAGCACAAUAGUCUAAGCCGACGUGCGUCGGAGCACGGGGUCAAUCUCCUUGGCUCCCUCUCCGCCUGGAGCCAGCAUGGUUGUCAAGAUGGACCCCCAGCGGCGGCGCCUCUCGGUGUCGCAGUCAGCGGAGGCAUCACCAGCCAUCGGUGGAGGCGACACGAGGAUACAGGACCUCGGUCUCGGCGAGGUCCUGGAUUCUGCCCAGAAGGAGGGCCGCAGGCACGUGCUGAUAUCCUCGAACACGGACGGCGACCUGAAGAGGCGCGCGUCCUUCCACGAGAAAGACAGGCAGGUGCUGGCCCCGGGCGUCAACGAGGAGGCGAUGGUCCAGUGGGCGAAGGAGCAGGGCGUGGCCUGGAGCUGCAGGAAGGGCCUCAAGCCGGAGUCGCCCAACCAGGACAGCUUCACUGUCCUCAUGGUGGAGCGCGACUUUAACCUCUUUUGCGUCUACGACGGCCACGGGCCCAUUGGCCACGACGUCUCGGAUUUUGUUCGUACGUGUCUCGUGAAGUUGUUUGUACAAAGCAAGGACCGCGUCACUGACACCAAGAAGGCAUUCGAAACUAGUUUCGGGGCGUGUCAAGAGGAAGUUGACACCAGGACGGGGAUGGAUGCGUCCCUGAGCGGAACAACGGUCACCAUGGCGUACCACGACUUAAAGGCUGACAAGUUAUGGAUUGCUCAUGUUGGUGACAGUCGAGCUGUGCUUGCGAAGAAAGAAGGUACAGAAGUAGAAUGCGAGGAUUUGACGGUCGAUCACAAACCCGACCUGGCGUCCGAGCGUGCCCGCAUUGAAAGUUCAAACCCGCCUGGGAGGGUUCUCUUUGAUGGGUUUUACAAUCACCGCGUCUUCUCGAAGAACGGCAUGUACCCAGGUCUGAACAUGUCUCGGGCCAUCGGGGACACAGUCGGGCACAAGGAAGCCGGCCUGUCCGCCGUGCCUGACGUCAAAGAGAUCGAUAUGGCGGACGUGCGGAGGAAGAACCCCAAAGCAGUGUACACUUUGAUACUCUGCACCGACGGGGUAUGGGAAUUCAUUGACUCCAAAGAGGCCGCCGAGAAGGUGACCACUGAAAAGAUCCAGGAGGCGACAGAAGCGCUCGUGAAGGCGAGCUGGGACAAGUGGAUGAGCGACUCCGAGGGGGAGAUCUCGGACGACAUCACCGCCAUUGUGGCCCGGCUGCCCUCGGCUGCCCUGGCUUCUUGAGCCCUGCCUUGCACGACACGUUCGCGCGAGAGGGCCGCGCGCACUGGACUGGAUGCCUGGAUGCAAAAUGCUCUCCUCCUCCUCCUCCUCCU
This is a messenger RNA of Prorocentrum cordatum, 1323 nucleotides long. NCBI's taxonomy places the organism in Eukaryota, Dinophyceae, Prorocentrales, Prorocentraceae. The record is from the annotation of a GenBank genome assembly.